Messenger RNA from Erigeron canadensis, 1147 nucleotides. Its product is annotated as mitochondrial outer membrane protein porin 2-like. NCBI's taxonomy places the organism in Eukaryota, Viridiplantae, Streptophyta, Magnoliopsida, Asterales, Asteraceae. The transcript is spliced from 6 exons. Gene Ontology annotation, molecular function: voltage-gated monoatomic anion channel activity. Bases 67 to 900 code for a protein of 277 amino acids. Gene Ontology annotation, cellular component: mitochondrial outer membrane. Gene Ontology annotation, biological process: monoatomic anion transmembrane transport. The record is from RefSeq and is a predicted model, not a curated record.
ACCCCACCCCACCCCCAUUCUCUCUCCCUCUCUCUCUACAAUCUCUCUAAUUCAUCGUCAACGACAAUGAACAGUGGACCAGGACUCUUUUCCGAUAUCGGCAAGAAAGCCAAAGAUCUGCUUACCAGAGACUACAUAUCGGAUCAGAAGUUCUCGCUUUCGACCAGCACCGCUAACGGACUAGCCCUUACAUCGAGUGCAACAAAGAAAGGUGGUCUGUCAUCUGGAGAUGUGGGAGCAGUGUACAAAUAUAAGAACACUUUAGUUGACGUCAAACUAGACACAGAUUCAAAUCAGAUCGCUACCACAUUCACAGUCACUGAUAUUGUGCCUUCAACAAAAACUAUUGCCUCGAUCAAGUUCCCGGAUCUCAAAUCUGGAAAGCUUGAAGUUCAAUACUCUCAUUACCAUGCUUCUCUGACAUCAGCAGUAGCCUUGAGCCAGACCCCAACAGUCGAUGUUUCAGCUACCAUUGGUACGCCAACAUUUGUUAUUGGUGCAGAGGCAGGUUAUGAGACCUCGUCCGGCAAUUUAACCAAAUACACUGCCGGCAUCAGUGUCAAUAAACCAGAUUCUAGUGCUUCUAUAGUCUUGGGUGACAAAGGAGAUACGAUAAGGGCAUCAUAUAUACACCAUCUGGAUGCAUCAAAAAAGAGUGGUGUUGUUGGUGAGAUCACCAGAAGGUUCUCAACGAAUGAGAACACUUUCACAGUUGGAGGAUCAUAUGCAGUUGACAGUCUCACUAUGGUCAAAGCUAAGCUCAACAACCACGGGAAGCUUGCUGCAGUGUUGCAACAUGAGAUCAUUCCCAAGUCACUUGUGACCAUGUCUAGUGAGUUUGACACCAGAACCUUGGACAGAACCCCCAAAUUCGGUUUGGCUCUUGCACUCAAACCUUGAGCACUUGUGGGAUAAUAUGGCUUGUUGAUUCUUUUGAAGGUUUUUCACGAAUAGAUAGUCCUAUGAAGGGAGCAUUUAAUCAAUAAGUAGUCCCUCAGGAUACAUUACUGGGUCUUCCCGGUGAACUACUUUAACACUGAGGUCUUUCUAUCAUCUAUUCUUUAAGACAUUCUUCUGAUUUCCGUUCAGAAAUGUGUAAAAUCAUAUUUCGUUGUCUGGAGCGCGAGCAUGGCUUCGUUUUUGCUAA